Molecule: messenger RNA, 916 nt
Organism: Rubroshorea leprosula
Lineage: Eukaryota; Viridiplantae; Streptophyta; Magnoliopsida; Malvales; Dipterocarpaceae
Source: the annotation of a GenBank genome assembly
CAUCUUCUUCUCCUUCUCGACUCUUCCUCCCGACAGCCCCCUCCAAGCCCUCUAGCCACCAACUCUUUUCUUUGAGAAAAUUGGUGACCAAACUUGGGAUUUUCUCCUUCUUUUCUUGAUAAGUAACGAGAUUUGGGGCUUAGAAUUCUCUCUCUCAACCCAGAAAUCCCGGAUCUGCUCUGUUCUUCUCCCUUGUCCGUCGGGUUCUGCUGGGUUUGAAUCCUUCGGCUUUUUCUGGUAAGAAGCAGCCAUGAAAUUCAUCCUCUUUAGCUUUGAUUUGGCUUGGGUUACUCUAAUUUCUGUUUGGUUCUUGAAUUUGGGUUAAUUCCGUGAGCUUCCCCUGCACUUGCCGUCGGCUUCCUCACCAGCCAAGCUCGGGUUCUGCUGGCUGGAAUUCUGGAAGUGAAAUCGAGGACGGGGAAACCACAGGAAGUGACAAGUUAGAAGGCUAGCCAUUUCGAGAUUGAGCAUAGAUUUAGAAAUAAAUCAUGAUCUUGUAUUUGGAGAUUUUAUUGGAGAUUUAUGAUAUCAGAGAGAUUUUAAAUUUUGAUCUUUAGAUUUUGAUGGUAUUAGUUUGUGAUUUGAAUAAGUUCCGAGCCUUGUGCACUUGUGGGACCUGUCUCACGAGUGCACGGUGUCUGUCGCGCCUCGGAUUUGGGUUCUGGGGGGUGACAAUAUUAUUUUCAUUACUUAUGUAAGAUAGGCCUUAAUUUUAUUAUUUAUUAAUCACUCCUUAUAUCUCCAUCUAAUACUCAAUCUAGGUUAGGUUUUCCCCCCUGUAGCUUGAGCAGAAGGGUUCAGAGAAAUAUUUAUCUCUUCUUUAGAUGACACCAUCUUUACCUGUAGUUCUUACUAUUACUAUUAUUAAGCUGCAAACAAAAUUCAAAAAUGUAAAAAGUAAAAUAGAAUGUAAGCU